Sphaeroforma arctica JP610 is the source of this 555-nucleotide messenger RNA. RefSeq lists its product as hypothetical. Bases 199 to 555 code for a protein of 118 amino acids. The record is from RefSeq and is a predicted model, not a curated record. The transcript has a single exon. Lineage: Eukaryota; Ichthyosporea; Ichthyophonida.
ACUACAUACAGAGGAAGUGUUGAGAACUGAACUUUAAAAGCACAUAAGCACACGAUUAAGAAGCCGACAAAACGUUCACGCGCAAGCCCACUCGUACUUUCAUGUCAAUUUGAUGCACAGUGUAAGAAUAGGUAGUUUUCAUCAACAUUCAAAAGUCACUAUCAUUCUGAGCCCUGUGUAGUAGAGUGCACUAGCACGAUGUCGACUCAGUCCAUCCCGCUUGUGGAUAACACUCUGGAACAAAUCAAUAGCAAAAAGAAGUCUACAAUCAGUCAGGAAAUAGGAAGUAAUAGUGCGGAUAUGCUCGAUACUAUAAGCGAUCCGAAAGCUAUCAAUGCUUCUCCAACGCCCCAACCGAAACAUAUGCCAUCGCUCAGCACAGGUCAUACAGACAGUUUCGGACUUCAGGGAUCAAAUGUUUCACUACCACCGCCACCUAUGAAUGAGAAUAUGCACCCCGAAGAUUUGAGCUAUACUAGGAAGAAGUUAGUGUUCUUCCUUUUGGUACUUCUGGAGGCUAUAGUGAAUUUUGACUCAGGCAAGUGGUUAGAAUGA